AUGAGUGGGUUGUUUAUGUGGCUAAAGCCACCUGUUACACUAUGGCAGUGUUUCUUAAAUCCAGUCCUCAUGGACCCCCAACAGGUCAUGUUUUCAGGAUUUCCAUUAUUUUGCACAGGAAUGGACUGGCCAGCAAUGGUGGGACUCACCUGCCUUUUGAUCUGCAGUACCAGGGCUGGCCAGCGGGUGCUCCCAGCAAUCAGAGACUCAACCUUUCAGCCAGCUAACACCUGGAACUGAUGAUGCUGGGGUAUUUAAGGGAUGGCCAGACCCACAGACUCGGCCUUGGUGUUGUGUUUGUCCUUUGUCCUGCAUCUGUCCUGCAUCCUGUUUCUGUCCCUCUGCCUGACCCUCUGUACUACGCUGCUUGUUACCUGUUUUUGAUCUCUGGCUUGUGACCCUGACCAUCCCUCUGCCUGACCCUCUGUACUACGCUGCUUGCUACCUGCUGAACCUGGCCUGUGACCCC
Staurois parvus is the source of this 469-nucleotide messenger RNA. The record is from the annotation of a GenBank genome assembly. NCBI's taxonomy places the organism in Eukaryota, Metazoa, Chordata, Amphibia, Anura, Ranidae.